UUCACCUCGCAGCCGCCAUUUCGUGAAGACAGUCUGAGCGAGUUAAGAGGCGCGGAGAAAUUCAAUCCCGUUUAACAGAAAAUAGCGAAUUGUAUAUAUAUUUUUUAAAUUAUUUAUAAACUCCCGCGACUUUUUUGAACAGCGACACAACCCUGACGUUGCCCCGCUGACUUCUGGGAACAAGAAUCUGUGAACCGCAGCCCUGCAGAGACAGACACUUGAUCGCUUCUAGCUCUGAAGCCAGACCGCCCUCCCAGCACCCCCCACCCCUACAGUGAGAGGACCCCACAGAAGCAAAUAACAUGGAUCUGUCCCCAAACAGCCUGAUGGCGGGCAACGUAACAAACAAGAACGACCCUCGCUCCCUGAACUCCCGCGUGUUCAUCGGAAACCUCAACACCCUGCUGGUGACCAAGGCGGACGUGGAGGCCAUCUUCAGCAAGUACGGCAAGGUCGUGGGCUGCUCCGUGCACAAGGGCUUCGCCUUCGUGCAGUUCCUGAACGAGAGGACCGCGCGUGCCGCCGUGGCUGGGGAGGACGGCCGCAUGAUCGUGGGGCAGGUGCUGGAUAUUAACUUGGCAUGUGAACCAAAACCUCAUCGAUCGAAGUCCGGGAAACGUUCUUCCGGAGACAUGUAUGGUUCUUCGUUUGAUCUGGAUUAUGAUUUUCAGAGAGACUACUACGACAGGAUGUACUCGUACCCCUCUCGCGUCCCUCCUCCUCCUCCUCCUCCCCCGUCCAGGCCGGUGGUCCCGUCCAAGAGGCCGCGGGUCAGCGCUAGCGGGGGCGGCCGGCGCACCAAGAGCAGCUUCUCGAAGAGCAGCCAGCGAAGCUCCUCGCGCAGCGUGAAAGCUGAUGACCUGCAGACCAUAAAGAAGGAGCUGACUCAGAUUAAACACAAGGUGGAUUACCUGCUCGAGAGCCUGGAGAGGAUGGAGAAGGACCAUGGCAAGAAGUCGGAUGCGAAGAGCAGCAAGCCGGAUGAGCCCCAGCCCCAGCACAGCAGCUCCAAGAAGGAGGAGGCAGUGAAGAUGCAGAGCGAGGUGGUGGGAGACUCUGACGACGACGAAGGGGACCUGCUCGACGACGAAGAGGAGGAGGUGAAGAGCCGAGGGGUGCGCGAGGAAGAGGAGAACGAUGAAGACGACCGGGAGCAGGAGGAGGGGGAGGAUGAUGGGGACAGCGCUAACGGAGAGGACGACUCUUAAACACCCUGCCCGCUCUGCGGCACUGCCCUCCCUGCCCCUGUGAAACCUGUAAUUAAAUCAACUCCAAUCUCCUCCCUGCCCUUCGGAAACUAAUUAAUUCAACUCCCCCCCCUCCCCUCUCCUCCCUGCCCUUCGGAAACUAAUUAAAUCAACUCUCCCCUCCCUGUGACGGUGUCUCUCUGACCUGUCCCUUCCCUUUGUCUCUCCUGUUUUUAUUUUUGAUACCUCCUUAAAUAAACCAUGUGUUUUAUAUCCUA
Molecule: messenger RNA, 1465 nt
Organism: Polyodon spathula (Mississippi paddlefish)
Lineage: Eukaryota; Metazoa; Chordata; Actinopteri; Acipenseriformes; Polyodontidae
Product: heterogeneous nuclear ribonucleoprotein C-like
Exons: 10
Coding region: 303-1208 (301 amino acids)
Cellular component (GO): nucleus
Molecular function (GO): RNA binding
Source: RefSeq, a predicted model, not a curated record